This is a messenger RNA of Truncatella angustata, 2285 nucleotides long. RefSeq names its product heterokaryon incompatibility protein-domain-containing protein. The transcript has a single exon. Lineage: Eukaryota; Fungi; Ascomycota; Sordariomycetes; Amphisphaeriales; Sporocadaceae. The record is from RefSeq and is a predicted model, not a curated record. Bases 166 to 1944 code for a protein of 592 amino acids.
AUUUCGGGUCGCAAAAGUGUCUCUCAAAAACACAAAAUAGUGUAAUGAUACACACUCCUGUGCUCACGAGAAAGCAUCUGGCUACUAUUUCUAUUGUGACUAACUGCAAUACUCUUGUGUAGGCUUGAAAAAGCUGCCUUUAAAGUCGAAGAUUCCUUCCUUCCGAUGUCUCUAAUGCAGCUUUACAAAGAGCAACUGGCAUCUCACGAAAUCCGUAUCCUUACCAUACAGCCUAACAUAUUCUCAUCGCCAAUACAAUGCUCGCUUGCGACGGUGACACUCGACAAGAAGCCUUGUUAUGGUGCACUAUCAUAUGUAUGGGGGAGUCCAGAAACAACUGGCGAGAUUGUCGUCGACUUAGUACAAGUUGCAGUGACUGCCAACUUAGCAAGCGCUCUUCGCCAUUUGCGUCAUACAGUCGAUUCGAUCGUGCUUUGGAUCGAUGCCAUCUGCAUUAAUCAGGGAGACAACAAGGAACGUAGCGCCCAAGUAAAAAUGAUGGGCCGUAUAUAUAGCAACGCAGCGACGGUGUUCCUAUGGAUCGGCGAAGCCGACGAGAACAGCGACGUAGCCUUCGAGUCUAUGCCCGCCAUUGCGGCUGGUGGGGAAGGUCAUAACAAAGCCACGGAUGCAACGUUCGGCUUUUAUUCGUCUUUGGAUGGCCGUCCAUGGUUCAGCAGGGUAUGGAUCCUGCAAGAAAUGGCUUUGGCAACAGAAGACCCGAUCGUUGCUUGUGGCGGCAAACGUGCAUCUUGGUCACUAUUUAUAUCGGCGUGGACAGUCCUGGCUACGCGCUUGUUUUCGGAGAUUGGCAUGGUCCGUCCUAAGCCUAGUGAUAGUGGGCGAGGCGAAGAACGUGAGCAAGUGGUCGAGGUUUUGGCCAAGUUGAAGAUUGAUGUUUUGAACGACAUGCGAAAUGCUGUUCGCAAAGGAACUGGUGAGAGCUUGCGGGAGCUUCUAUUGACUUCGAGAUCGUCUGAGUCAACGGACCCGCGCGAUAAGAUCUACGCGCUUCUUGGCAUGCUUCGUAGCGAAGACAGGGACUCAUACUUUGUGAUUGAUUAUCAAAAGCCCGUCGCAACGGUGUAUGCAGAAGCCGUGGCACACCUAUUCGCCAAAGGCGAUGGACCCUCCUUUUUGUCUGGCAUGUGGUUAUCAGGCCUUGAGCCUAAAAUUCCAGGGCUUCCCUCGUGGGCGCUCGACUUCUCUGCUCAGUCUGCUGAGGUAGCCAUUGAUAUUUCUUGCAUCGACUUUAAUCCGCCCUCUCCACAGAGUGUGUCCGGACCGGGCGCAGGAGCCAUCAACGGAGUUGCACAAGACGAUGUCAGGACAUUGAAGGUAGAAGCUUUGCCCGUAGAUUUGGUUGAUGAGGUUAUCUGCCUCGAUAAGGACUUCGCGCGAUGCCUGACCCAGCUUACGGAUAUCAACCAGCUUGCCGCGAAAGCGCGAACUAGGUGUUCCGCGGACGAGGGCCUAGACCAGGUUAUUGGUGAAUUAGCUGGGUCGGAACCGCUCUGGCGCAUUCUAAUCUCGAACAAGGCCUGGCAUUCAGGUUAUGACGUUGCUCCAGACGAGUAUGCAGCAAUGUACGACGAGCUUUUGACACACUGCUUCCAAGCCUACGGACAGGAUCCAGAGCCAGAAACUGUCCAAACUCCGACGAAUGAAUACCUCAGAUGCCUACGUGACAAACUCCCUGGCCGUGCCUUUUUCACGACCACAAAAGGUUUUAUAGGCCUUAGUACACCUGUGAUCCGACCCGGCGAUGAAAUAACAAUCUGGUUUGGCGCGACUAUACCUUUCGUCGUGCGACCAAUUCCUCGAACUCAGGAAUUCUAUCAACUCGUGAGUGGGGCCUAUGUAGGCGGUAUCAUGAAUGGUAAAAUGGUAGAUCAAGUUUACUGCGAAGACCUGCUCGACUCGAAGACGUUAUUCAUCAAAUAGUGAUGAUUCGAUCUAUUUUACGAGGCUGAGAAGAUUGAGUCUACAAUUAUUCGAGCCUGUUGAUGUUAUGUAUGGUUGGCAAUCGUGGGCGCAAUGCGACUUAUCCAUACAGUGCACCUGCGCACGCCCUCCUCGCAAAACCUAGAGUGUAUAUAGUUCCACUCGUCUUACUGUCAUGAUAUAAAUGAUCAUGGAGUUGAAUACAUACUUGUAGUACCAGCCAGGUGUGCAACGGCAAGUAAGAGAGAAUACUGCGGACCCAAUCUCGGCCGUAAAGCUGGAAACAGACACAUAAGGCCAUGAGGAUGAUAUGAUUCACCCAGAUUGAAAAGGAAUUGAAU